This is a messenger RNA of Wyeomyia smithii (pitcher-plant mosquito), 7752 nucleotides long. RefSeq lists its product as uncharacterized. The coding region runs from base 199 to 6252 and encodes 2017 amino acids. Lineage: Eukaryota; Metazoa; Arthropoda; Insecta; Diptera; Culicidae. The transcript is spliced from 10 exons. The record is from RefSeq and is a predicted model, not a curated record.
UAGUAUUUUUUGAUUGCAUUUUGCAAAUAUUUUUUUGAAAAUUAGAUCGCUAGACAUUGGCCGUCUCUUAUUACAUAACAUGUAUAUGCAUUUAAAUUUGCUGCUGUGGAAAUUAUGUUUCUCUUUCUCAGAGGUGGUUAAGCAUUACUUCGAUUAAAACGAAACAAUAGUGAAACUCAUUUGACGAUAGCUAAUACAAUGUCAUCUCUCAAAGACUGGGAUAUCCUCAAACUGAACACAUUAAUAACAAAUGUAGAUACCAAAUUAUCUGCCAGCACAAAAGCAGACCAAGAUUUUCAAAUUCUAUGCUUAGUUAGGCGGAACGACCAAAUCUUGUUCCGAUAUAUUGACAGUCUAGGUAAAUUGCAUCUUAUGCUAAUAUGUUGGUUCGCAGAAAAUUGUAAAACAAUACAAGAUGUAUGCUUCGAUACUACUGGCAACUGGCUGUUGGUUUUUUGCUACGACAAUACGCUACAUAUAGUUCCUGCUCUAUCCAUUUGUGAUAAAUCAAAACACGAAGAUGGAACAUUCAACCAGCAUGAAAUUACAUCGUUUAUUGUACCUUUCAUUGGACCACACGAGUGUCCCAAUCCUCAAACAUGCCCUAAUAACUCGCACAAUAUUUCCGCAGUGGCUUCUCAAAGAUCCUCAAUUGUUUCUGAGGGCAGCAGUAAAUCCAGCAUGAGCCUGGACAUGGGAAACAGUUCCGUGGUAACUCAACAAGAAAUGAAGCGAUCGGAAUCCAUCUAUACAACACAUAAAAUAGAUGAAAUCUAUUCGUUACAUAGUAUCUACAGUCAACUAUGCAGUAAUGAUCAAUCAGAGAUUCCGACGGAUUCGGUAACACCGAUUGCCAUGAAAACUAUUGAAAAUUUUUUUGCCGAAGGGGUAACUAAAGAGAACAUUGAAGUAAAGCAGCCUAGUUCGCAAGAAAGUGGUGACAGUAGAACAAUCAGUUCCAGUAUUGGAUCGACUCCCUCAGUUUCCUGUCCAUAUCCUACUUGCUGUAGCUGGUGGAAAACUUUGAAUGAUGAGCCACGAGCAAUUUUAGGUUACUCUGACGGGUCAAUUUGUGUUGUAGCUUUGACACCGAACUGUCCGUUUCUAGGCAAUACCAAUUGCGAACGUGGUUCUAUCGUAAAAUUGAUUAUCUGUCAAGACAAUACAAUGGAAACAAUUAGCUUGAUGAUAAACACAUCAACCAGAGAACAAUGGAAGUUGUUGCUUGAACAAAAAUCUAUAAAGUACACUUUUCCUGGGGAUAUCUCACCAACAUCCAGUCAAGACUUGAAAACGGAAUUGAUUAAAUCACUAGGAGACUUGGAAAAACCAGGCUCUGGAGCCAUAGAAGAUUGGCAGAUAGUACUCUCGUUACCCACACAAAAUGAUACGCAAGAUCAAGGAGAAAAAAGUUCUAGUCCAAGUGGAUCCGAGCCACAAUCAAGCGAUGAUUUUGAAAAAAUUGAAGGAGAAGGAUCAAUUGACGAUGGAAAAAUCGAAACAAAAACGCAACAGGGAGCUCUUCCCAAAUUGUUUCCAGCUGCGAAAGCUAGACUUUUGUCGUUAAGGGACUUGGGAGCUAAAAAGAUUGGCACAUUGAAGCUGAAACUUUCGGAGAGCCGUAUUAAAGCCAAAGAAAAAGAAAGAAUCAAAGAACAAGCAGCGAAUCUAGCUGUGAUGGAACUUCCCGGAAUGUAUCCGGAAAUUUUAACAACCCCUGCUGGUCCCUACUUCGUAGUACAAUACCUUGAUGGGAAAUACCUACUCAGUGCACUACAUUCGUAUUCCGAUACGCUGUCGGUUCACAGUAUGGAUAUUAGCUUGAUUCCGCUGCACAUCUAUAAGGUUCCCAAGCGGGUUAAAACAACUGUCCUGACUAAGAACGUUAUUUUUAUAAUGCAUGAAUUAGUUCAAGCCUCAGAAAGAUCAACGGAUAGUACAAAUUCAUCUCCAUAUGCAGGUGAUCAAGCUACAGUAGAUGAUAUUUCAGCACAGUCAAGACGUGAUACUGAGAGUAGCAUUGAGAAUCUUGGAAGCAGCUAUAGUCAAACCCAAGCCGAAGACGAAGAUGAGACAAGCGAUUCUACCAAUACGGAUACAGUCAAAGCUGUUUCGGUGCUUAGUUGCCAAAUGGCAGCAAUGAAAAUGGGCGAUGAUUGCGAUUUUAAUGAACAUGCAAUGCUAGCGAUGUUUCCUUUCCCCGAUGAAACAAUAUUAGACAUUCAUCAGGUUAGCACACUAGGAACCAAUGAAUUGAACGAAGUAGAAGAAUCGAAAGCAUUUGCACAAGAUGAUUCAAUUGAUACGCGAUCUAUAUUUCAAAAGUCAAGUGUUUCUAACUAUCUUAAAAUGCAGAGAAGCCUAAGAAUGGACAAAAAAUUGGAAACUACAGAGAGUCAAGUUAUGGUUGGUGAAUUUCCUGAUGUCGAUUUUGAUAUGGCGGUUAUUGUAACAGACAAGAAUUUGUACUCGAUUGAACUCAGUGAUACGGCUAGAAAUAUUUUUCUGAAGUUAGCUCACAAGUCAAUUUGGGCUGCUUGUGAAGAUUUUUGUCUUACCUUUGGACUGUCGCUCCCAACCUGUAUAGAGUACGCAGGAGAUGUUCUGCUAAAACGAAGAAAAAUCACGGAGGCCUUGAUGACCUACAACAUAGCUCGGUUAUCUCCAAUGAAAACAGCACUUAAAUUAGCGAUGGCUAAUGAGAACGGGGCGCUGAUGAAGUUAUGUUCAAUGGCGUUGCGUAAUUCACACAUUAUCAACAGCCAGUUUGUUAUGCAUGAUGUUAUGAGAAUUCUUGUCGAUGAAGCACAUCUUGGUAAUGUAGUCUAUGAUUCGUUGAUGAAUUUAAAUGCCAAAAUUUCGCUUAAACCAAUUAACGUAGGUGCACAAUGCAGUGAUUACUCUUACGAUAAUGACGAUGUUCCAUGGGACGUUCAGAUUUCUACUACGGCUCAGUUUCAUCUAUCCAACUUGAUGCUUCUGACGUUAUGCGAACGAUGCGUGCAGGACAAAAAUUAUAUUCCACUAUGGAAUUUUCUAGUGACUAAUAGUAAAUAUCACACUAGUCUGGCAUGUAUAGUGCUUGCUCAUGGCAAAUUAUACUCCUCGGCUGUACUAUUAGCUAUGAUACGAGGAACCUGCUUGGACGUAUUCAGCUGUCUAAUAGGCAUCUGGGACCAGCUGUGCGAUAAUGUGCAAGAACUUAAUGCAUAUGCUUACAAUCUCGCAAACGAGCUGUUUAUGGAGGGCCUGAUAUAUCUACAAGAUUAUGCACUCGAGUAUUUUGACCUAAUCCGCAAGAGUAUUGACAAAUUUGAUAUCAACGUUUUGGAACGAUUGAUUCGCCAACUCAAUCCCUUUCAUCCAGUCUUUCGACCGCUAAUGCAUAAACUGUCGAAUCACGAUAGUUCUAGCAAAGAGUUGGACAAACAUUUACUCAUGUUUUGUAAAUCGUUGAUAGAGUCUUUUCUAGCAGUAUCCAUUCGUGCCCAAAUGCUUAAGAUGCACAGCGGGAGUUUCCUUAGUGCACUCAAACUGAUACGGGUUCAUUAUGGCGAGAAAUUGGUUGAAAUGCGUUUGCAGCAGUAUUCUCCUAUCUCGGCCGGAUUCUCACAUGCCGGUUGCGUGAUCAACAGAGUGACAUAUCUGUGGGGCUCGAAUGGAGUCAACUGUGCGCUUAGCAGAACGUCACUUCUAGGCGAUCCGUUGUCCGUCAAUGGAUGUCCGCCCAAUGUGUCUUUUAUUAAACAGCUGGAUUUGGAUGUUUUAGCCGUGCAGUGCGGGAGACUUCACACGUUGCUGCUGACUAGUAAUGGGGUCUACUCGAUGGGAGCCAACAAUUUGGGCCAGCUGGGCAUCGGAUGUCACGUGCUCAAUGCGCUUCAACCGAUGUUGGUGCAAAAGCUAGACGGCAAAAACAUUACGCAUUUUUGCGCUGGUCAAUAUCAUAAUGCUGUUGUGGCCGAUGGACUUCUCUAUACUUGGGGAUGGGGUAUUUUUGGACAACUCGGACAUGGUUCCGUUGCAGAUUUUCCAGAGCCAAAGGUUGUGGAUUUUUUCAGAAAAAAGAAUAUUCAACAAAUUUCUCUUGGACAUGCACAUACUCUGGUUUUAUGCAAGCGAAAUAGCAAUACUAAGAACGUGCUGUACGUAUUCGGAUCCAAUCAUUAUGGUCAAUUAGGCUUAGGCCAGGAGGACAAAUUUAACACUGCUGUUGACACACGUAAUGGAAAAUCGUUCGUACUAUCGUUAAUCCCUCGACGUGUUGAAUUUUCAGAAGAAAUCGCCUUGAUCAAUACGAAGCUUUUUGCUAAUCUGGUACUAACUACCAAUAAUAAACUGUACACCUGGGGUGCAUCCCCGCAAGCACUAAGAUUGGCGACGCAAGCUCGUAAACGAGCAAAACCUUCGCACAAGAGUCGCUUUUCGGCUCAUGCCAGCCAAUCAGGAACACCAAGCGCACCCGAAACCAAAGUCAAUCAAGAAUCCUCCAUUACAUCGCCUACUAGUCAAAUGGAACAAACAACUGAAAAUCCAUGUAAUGAUUCAACCUUGCCCUGUGAUGACGAACAACAACCUAAAUCCGAUGCAACCGAUGUUCCAACAAAUAUAGCUGAAAAAACUGAUGAAAAACAAUUCUCAAUGCUGAUACCAGAAAUCAAAAUUGAAGAUACGAGUGGAGAUCCUAAAUCAAGUGUAUCGAAUGACGAGAAACAACCUUUACCCACUGCUGCUGAAGAUUAUGCCGAACAUCUGUUUCCUAAUUUAGUUGAUACUACACUAGUAUUGGAUGACAUUGUCAAGAUUUCGAGCGGUUUGUAUCAUUUUGCUUUGAUAACGGCCAAGUCCUAUUUGUAUACUUGGGGCAAAAACAUCGAACGCCAACUGGGUCGUGAAGGUGGCCGUAACGAGGUACUUAUUCCAACCAAAUUGGAUUCAGUGGCAAACGAUGUUGAGUUUGUGGAAUGUGGUGCUGACUUUACUCUCGUAAUGACAAGUAGUGGCAUUGUCAAAUCGUGGGGAAAUAACAAUAUGGGUCAAUGUGCAAAGGAAAUCAACCAGGAGCGAAGCGGUGGUGUUCCGGGAAAACUAGUAAGACUACCUAUUUCCAACAGAUUAGUUCGCAUUCCGGAUAGUUCACAGUUUAUUGAGUUGCCCCACGAAAUUAAACUACCUCUGGAAGAUGACAUGAUCGUAACUGUAAACGGUAGUAUCAGCAUGCGAAUGAUAAAGGCAAUGCCAAAGUUUAGGCGUAAUUUUGUGAUAAAAAGCACUCUGGAAAAGGUAAUUAGUAAUAAUAUUUCAACAAUAAGUUCAAGCCUGAAUGAUAUUAGCAACGUUACUGAAAUGGAAGAUUUUGUCGGUGAACUGAAGACAGCGUUUGAUUGUCGAAUUCAACAUCAGAAUGCAAGUGCUAUGUCCUCACUUCAAUCUGUAUCAUAUGCUACAUCACCGACUUCUCUAACUGUUGUUGAUGAAGACGAGGAUGAUGACGCCAUGGACGACAAUGAUCCAGAAGAGACGGGUUGCUCCAUUACUUCAUCUCAUUUGUUCAACGAUCGAUAUCUUAUGACCAAUGAUUUCAUACACUUUUGCAUGUAUAUAUUCCACGGGUUGUACAGUCAAGAAAACAUACUUGAAAUGACUAACCGCUGCAAUGAGUACCACAUACGCAUGAUGGUGUUAAAUUAUGACUUUGUGGAAGCUUUUCAUUUAAUUCUAGAACUCUUGUCAGGAUCACUCUCAUCGUCUGCGUCGCCAAUGUCUGUAACCAAAACGACUAUGAAUGUAGUUAAAAUAUUCGAAUAUUUCACCAAGGACUCUAACAUCGUCCCAAUGGACACUGCCAAUUUCAAGUAUUUUAUCUAUGAACUAUUCAUGUUUUUCAUCAAACACAAUAUUUCACUAGAAAUGCUCGAAGAUUAUUUUUUGCGCAAUGUAGAUUACUAUCUGGUGCAGCUUGCAUUCGUACUGUACUUCAGUAAUACCAACAACUUGAUAGCUGGAGCCGUGCGAAGUGAUGCUGAUCGUGAAACGCUCGAACUGGAAAGAAAGUUACUAGAUAAAUUCAAUAACAAUGGCAAUAAUCUACUCACCGAAGCCACUUUCGGUAGCAGUAACGGACAGUUUUCGAUGAAUGCAAAAGUAGUACGCAAGCUGGAAAACACCGAUCGUAUAAGCAAAGCCCUUUCUACAAAAUUUAGUGUGACCCUAUGUCAGAAACUGAUCGAACACUUUGAACGCUUUAAAUGACUACAGUCAUGUUUAGAACGAUCGCGGUAAAUACUAUUGUUAGUUGGCUUUUUUGCGUCAAAGCCAAAUAUGAUUGUAAAAUUUUGUUUUAUGUAACGUGUGAAAGUUUAGUUUUUACCCUUUUAUUUAUAUAUCAAAAAUAUUUAUCGCAAUUAAAGACUAUUAUGUGCGUUACUUGCACAGUAAUCCCAUGUUGUAGAUAUUUAGGCGAUUAUUUAUUAGACUGCUUGGGUCAUUUUUGUGGCACCUGGAAGGAAAAAAAAAUCUUACGAUAAUUUUUCCUAUUAAAUCAUACACAUCAUAUAUUGAAUACGUUUUCGUACCUUCAGUAAAAUUUCUUACAUGCUAUUUCAAGACUGAGAAAGUAGCACAUCAUCGGUUCUAAAACAUGAAUAUUAAUCGUACAAUGUAGAUUCUUAUAUCAAGAGUGUGUUAGCGAGAACAAGUAUGCGAACAAAUGAUUUGGCAAUUUUACUUCACUUGCAGUUAUGUUCAUCACUAACUGAAGCAAAUUGAAACAAAGCAAUAGGUUACUUGAUAUUUCGUGAUGUAACAUGUUUUUUCUAUACACAGCAUAUUGAACAGUAUCUCAUUCUUACUCAAGUAGUACAUAUAAACUAGAUAAUUAUUGCCGUGUUUCAUUGACUUUUAUAUGUAGAGGAUGAAAGCGAAACUGCAAAUCUAUGAAUUUUACAAAGACUCGCAAACUAACUAUCUUCCGAUAAUAAUCGAUUCACUAGUUAUCGCAUAUCUAUACCCUGUGUCGAAAAGUUUCGAUACCUAUCACCUUUAUUCUACAUUUGUAUCAGAACAGGAUUUGAACGAAUUUAAAAAUGAUAAAAGUGAUCUCGUUCAUACUCAUUAUUUAUCGGAUUUAUACAAUCUUCCACCAUCAAAAAAUUUAAAGAAAAUGUUCCACAACACGACAAUAAAUUUCUUCUGCAACCCGUUCUUUAAUGUUGAAUAGACCAAAAUUAAACUCUCACUGUUCAAGAAAUAUCGAGCCGUAUAAUUACUACGAUCAGCAGAGGAUAGAUAGAUCGAUCAUUCAUUCGAGACAUAGUUUGUACUAAUUCACGGAGAACGGGUUAAUAUCUGUUCGUCUUUUUCACUCGAGUAAUAAUUUUGUAAACGCUGAAACGUGUUACUUGAAUAAGUGAGUAAGCUUCUCAGUUACCGUGAUCAAGCGAAUUGUCUUAAAGUAGUUUAUUGACCAAGUCAUUAGGAUUAAAAUUUACUCACAUACGGAUAAAUACAAUAUGGAAUAGCAGCUUACAGCUUUUGAACGACACAUGCGUGGUUCAGUAAAUCACAGAAUACAUAUGAUAUCGAAAAUAAUCAAUCUGAAAGGAUAUUAUUGAAAAGUCCUUCGAAUGUUAAUGUUAGCUAAGUCAACAAAGCAAAAAAUUUUUGAGCUAUUUUUUCCCAACUAUUGUUAUUCAUAUUUUAGUUUUACCAGUCAAAGGAUUGUUCAAUAAACGUAAACAUUAUUUCAAUAAA